This is a messenger RNA of Dinoponera quadriceps, 7564 nucleotides long. It is a transcript of the gene Myo81F, whose product is annotated as unconventional myosin-X-like. The transcript is spliced from 16 exons. Gene Ontology annotation, biological process: signal transduction. The coding region runs from base 494 to 7159 and encodes 2221 amino acids. Lineage: Eukaryota; Metazoa; Arthropoda; Insecta; Hymenoptera; Formicidae. Gene Ontology annotation, molecular function: ATP binding; cytoskeletal motor activity; protein binding. The record is from RefSeq and is a predicted model, not a curated record. Gene Ontology annotation, cellular component: cytoskeleton; myosin complex.
GCAUGUGCGUCGGUCGUCAGUGUUAAAUCGUGUACGCGUUUUCGCGGGUAGUGGUGUGUGGCGGCGGUGGGUGGUACUGAUGGUGGUGGUGCACAAAAGCGAACGUUGCCUCGUUGGUCGCGCGCGCGGCUCUCUCCUUCGCGCUCCGGAAUCCGCCGGGGAAGAAACGUUGGCGCGGACGGUGGUGACGCGCGAGAACAUGUGAUUCUGACAGGGUGAGAGAGAGAAAGAGAGAAUAACAGCAGCUCCUGUGACGUUAGUUUUUUUUCUCUGCGUAUUUCGUGCUUCAAGUGUGCGCGACGCGCGGCCGUGGUGUACGUAGCAGCGGCGGUUGACUCGUUUCGUGACGCGUCGCGCCGCUACAGUCGUCGUCGGGGACACGCCGGGUACGCCGGGAUCGUCGCCCCCUCGCACGCGCGCCGAGGGGUAGCUGGCCGCCGGAGGACACGAUGUUCUGAAUUCGGAGCGGCCAGGGGACACCAUACGCAUCAUCAUGGUCGCUAAGCAUUUUGCGGCGCAGGGCUCGAGCCCUGAGUGCGGCGUGCCGGAUAUGACAGUCAUCAGCGAUAUCGACGAGACCGGCAUCAAUCGAAAUCUUCAAGUUCGUUAUAACAGGGACCAGAUAUACACGUACACGGGAUCUAUACUGGUGGCUGUGAACCCUUACAAGGAAGUGGACUACUACACGAAUGAGUACGUGAAUCGAUACCACGGGCAGAAGAUGGGCGCCCUGGAGCCGCACGUGUUUGCUUUGGCAGAGGCGGCGUACUGGUCCCUGCAGGACACGGAGAGCAACCAGUCCUGCGUGAUAUCAGGCGAGAGCGGGGCCGGCAAGACCGAGACCACCAAGUUCAUCCUGCAGUACCUGUGCUCGGUGACCAGCAACGUCGACACGUGGGUGGAGCAGCAGAUCCUCGAGGCGAACACCAUCCUCGAGGCCUUCGGCAACGCGAAGACCGUGAGGAACGACAACAGCUCGCGAUUCGGCAAGUUCAUGCAGGUGUGCUUCGACAGUAAGUGGAUGAUCAAGGGAUGCAUCAUCCAGGACUACCUGCUUGAGCAGAGUCGCAUCACCUUCCAGAGCCCCGGCGAGCGCAAUUACCACGUGUUCUAUCAGCUGGUCGAGGCCGGCACCAGGGACAAGGAAUUCGCCGAACAAUAUAAGUUGCAGCCGGCCGACCACUACAAAUAUCUCAAUCAGUCGGGCUGCGUGAAGAUCGACGGAAUUUCCGACUCCAAGAAACUCGACGCCCUCAGGCUCGCCUUCAAUGUGCUCCAGGUCGCGCCGGAAAUGUGCGAGGGUAUCUUUCGGGUUCUGUCGGCUAUCCUAUGGCUAGGGAACUUGAGUUUCGAGGAUGUCGACGGGGAGAGAUGCGAGCUUUCGAAGGAGGACAGCAACAUAGUCGACACAGUGGCACCGUUGUUGGGCAUGCAGGUGGAGGAUCUCACCAAGGUGGUGUUGAUACGGCAGAUAAACGUGCGCGGCAACAUCACGGAGAUCCCACUGAAAGUGCAGGAAGCCAGGGAAAACAGGCACGCGAUGGCGAAGGCGCUCUACUCGCGCACCUUCGCCUGGCUCAUCAAUCACAUCAACAACUGCACGAACCCGGGCCAGGACAGCUCCCGGUUCCUCGGAGUGCUUGACAUUUUCGGCUUCGAGAACUUCGCGUUGAACAGCUUCGAGCAGCUCUGCAUCAAUUACACGAACGAGAAGCUGCACAAGUUCUUCAACCACUAUGUCUUCGCGCUGGAGCAAGAACUCUAUCGCCAAGAGGAAAUUCAAUAUUCCCACAUCACGUUCACGGACAACACCAUGUGCCUAGAACUGAUCGAGAAGCCCCCGCGAUGUGUUCUUAAAUUACUGACCGAGCAAUGCCAUAUGCCGAAGGGCUCCGACCUAGCCUACCUGACGAACCUGCACGCGGAAUUCGAGAACCAUCCGUGCUACGUGAAGGGAGACGACCGGCGGAAGUGGGAGAAGGAGUUCGGGGUGAAGCAUUACGCCGGUUGUGUGACGUACACCGUCGAGGGCUUCGUCGACAAGAACAGGGACGUGCAGCAGGACGUCUUCUUCGACUUCAUGUCCAGGAGCACCAACGAAUUCGUGCAGGAGAUCACCGUCUACCAGGAUUUACUGGGCUGCACUGUUGGGCGCGCGACCGGCGGCGCCACCACCACCACGAUGUCCCGCGGCACUUCCAAGGGCAAGCCGACCUUGUGCGACUCCUUUCGACAUCAGCUGCAGGCCCUGGUGGACGUGCUGCAGGCCACUACGCCGUGGUACGCGCGUUGCAUCAAGCCGAACAUGGAGAAGACGGCUAACCACUACGACGAGAAACUGGUGUUGGACCAGCUCAAGUACCUCGGCAUGUUGGACAUCAUUCGCAUACGCAAGGAAGGUUUCCCGAUACACAUGUCGUUCCACGACUUCGUCGCGCGAUACUGUUGCCUGGACAAGAAUCGAUUCUCGCUGGUCUGCGACGAGAAGGAGGCGACCAAGCACUUGAUCGCCAGCCAGGGCAUACCGCAGACCGAGUGGCAGAUCGGCCGGACCAAAGUGUUCCUCAGGAACUACGUGCACGAGCCUCUCGAGGAUUCCAGGAACAAAAUGGUGACCAGCAACGCCAUCGUGAUACAGAAGACCUGGAGAGGAUACGUGAAACGACGAGAGUAUAAGCGUGUAAGAGAAGCGGCGCUGAAGGUGCAGCACGCUUACCGGGGCUGGAAGUUGCGGAUAAUGUUCAUCAGGAAGCGCAGAGCCGCCAUCGUGAUCCAGAGUCACCUGCGGGGCGUGUUCGCGAGGGAGGUGGCCGCGGCCCUGCGUGAAAUGAGGCGAGUCGACGAGGAAAUGAGAAAGAGGGAGCGGCUGGAGGAGGAACGAAGACUGAUGGAGGACAAGAAGGCUCUGGAGGAGAGCCAGAGCGCGCAGUACAAUGGUAUUAUCGGGAUGGAAUCCGGGAAGGCUCAGGAAGAGAUCGCCGCGUUGUCGCAGAUGGCCGAGCAGAUGAACUCGAAGAUGGCCGCCACGGAUCUGCAAUCGGUGGAUCUCGACAAUCUGUUCUCCUUCUUGUCGGACGUGCAGUCGACCAAGAGCAAUCAGAUCAUCGACGAGAUCGGCGAGCGGAUGGACGAGCUGGUGGAAGACCUGGACGUCGAGUUGGAGACUGUGAUCCAGCAAGAGAUAGAAUUAAACGCCAAGGCCGAGUCGAAGGUGACGUCUCCCAACGGGCAGCAAGAGCUGUCUCCGCAGCAGCAACGUCUGCCCUGCGCGAACAGCAUGAGCAGCAGCAAGCUCGGCCAGCCCAGCCUGCCGGAGCCGACCGAACCUCCGCCACCGCCGCCGCCCCCGGCACCGCCGCUGAUGAACGGCGGCGACUCCUCGAGCGACAACGGCGAGCCGAUCUACGAGUCGGUGUUGCCGCGCGACGAGAACGAGCCCGGCAGUCCGAUCAGCGCGGGACAGCUGGUGAACGGCGAGUCCAGCGCUUCUUCGCCACCACCCGUGCCGGGCGGCAAGAUGAGCAAGGAGCAGCUCGCCGGCAGUCCUCCGUCCAGGCCGGAGUCUCGCAGCUCCAACGGUCAUCAUCAUCACGCCCAGCAUCAUCAUCAUCACCAGACGGUGCCGCAGGCGCAGCAGAACGGCCACGAUCAGCCGCAGCAGCAACAACAACAGCCGGUCGAGCAGCGCGAGCAGCGGCGCAAGUGCCGGGUGGAGCGCAAGCUGCAGGAGCUCGAGGACAAGAAGGAGCCGGACAACGAGGCGACCAACUACCACGACAUCAUGGAGUUCGCGCAGAACUACUUCAACAGCCACGAACGCUCGCCGGAGGGCACGAUCAUGGCCACGCUGACGAGGAAGUCGCGCGGCAAGAGCGUCGAGUACAUCCCGAAGUACGAGAUGGUCACCUACUACAAGGGGAGCAGCAUCCCGAACUCCCACAUUCACAUGUACGAUCCCGACAACGUGAAUGUCGCCUGCUCCGUAUUCAGGGACUUGUGCAAGUACAUACGCGGCGAGAUGAAGCUGGACCAGGAGAUCCAGACGAUCCAGGGCAUUAUCGCAUACGGGAUCGAGCGCGAGGAGCUGCGCGACGAGAUCUUCGUGCAGUGCAUCCGCCAGGCGACGAACAAUCCCAACGCGGAGUGGGCGGAGCGCGUGUGGCUGCUGCUGUGCUUGGCGAUCGUGGCGUUCCAGCCCAGCAAGCUCCUCUAUAAGUACUUCGUCUCCUUCCUGAAGAAGAAUAUCGCUCUCGAGGGCAAAUUGCGGCAGUACGUGCAGUGGUGCGUAGACAAUUGCAAGAACACGAAGGUCUCCUGCAGGCAGCACCCGCCGUCGACGGUGGAGAUCGCCGCCAUGAGGCGCCUCGGCACCAUAGUCUGUCGGUUCUUCUUCCUGGACGGCAGAACGAAGGCGAUCGAUGUGCACCCGACCGACACGGCCGCCGACGCGGUCGCGAAGCUCGGCGAGAAAUUGGGUCUCCGCUCGUUGGAGGGCUGGGCCAUCUAUCAGAGCAGACCGGACGGAGAGGAACAUGUGCGGGCUCACGAUUACCUGUACGACGUGAUCGCCGCGUGGGAGAUGAAACAGUGCAAAUUGAACACGGCCCAGUCGUCAUUCUCGACCUUGCGACGCGGUAACAACACCACCCUGGGCAGCGGCGACAAUCGCUUCGUCUUCAAGCGACGAUUGUUCCGCAACCCGCGCGAGAUAUCGCAGGAUCCCGUCGAAGUUAACAUGCUCUACGCACAGGCGGUCUACAACGUCGUGAAGUGCGACGACUUCCCGGUGUCCGAGAAAGUGGCUCUGCAAUUGGCCGGCCUGCAGGCGCAGGUGUCUCUGGGCGAUCCCAAGGACAACGACAGGCUUGAUUAUUACAGCGAGGUGGACAGUUUCCUGCCUUACAGGAUCAGCCGGGCACGUGGCGACGACGUCUGGGUGCCGAUCAUCGCCCAAGCGCACCGACAAUACGGCGCCGGACGUAAGGAACUGGCGGCCAAGGUCCUGUAUCUGUCCUGUGUGAUGCAGUAUCCUCUCUACGGCACGACCAUGUUCAACGUGACCUAUCGUGGCUACUGGUCCUACGGCAACCAGCUGAUCCUGGGUAUCAACUGCGACGGUCUCAUGCUGAUCAAGCCGGACGACAAGUUCGUCUUAUCAGAGUACCGUUACCAGGAUGUCGAGAGCAUCAUGCUCGACCCGAGCGACUCUUUCAUCACGCUCUCGCUGCUGCGACACAAUCCCGACAGUUCGCACAAGUGCUUCGUCUUCGAGACUCCGCAGAAGAACGAGAUUGGCAGCCUGAUCGUCAGCUACUGUCCGGCGCUGGCGGGUUGGAUCACGGAGAACGAGGUGCCGACGAAGAAGCUGAAGGGCAUCACCAACGAAGAUCGCAUCAGGCUCUACCACAAUCUGGUCAACUGCCGGCGAACAUUGGUGGACACGGAGCUCCUGAGGAAACCUCAGGACUCCGGCGGCGGUUUCCUGCGCAACACGCUCAGACGACUGUCCAAGCACAGGAUAGAGAAGCUCAGGCAGGAGCACGGGAGCGCCGACCAUGGGGAGACCUACAAGGGCUUCCCUUACGCUUACUGGGCCUUCAGCCGGCAACAGAUACCGCAGAGCUUGGCGAAGCUGCCCGAUCCCGACGAGCAGAUGGCACUGAGCAUCUUUCAGUUGAUCCUGACGUACGCGGGACUCGGUCAGAACGGCGACACGGUGCGCCGUGUCGAGGACGAGCACGUGAAUCUGAUCCAGACCGUGAUGGAGCGCUGCAUACGCAAGGAGAACCUCCUGGGCGAGCUGUACCUUCAAUUGAUCAAGCAAACGACCGACCAUCCGGACCCCAACAGCCGCGUUAAUCUCCGACACUGGGCGUUGCUGUCCCUCGCCUGCUCCGUCAUCCUGCCGCCGCAGAAGGCCAUUCGCAAGUACUUGAUAGCCCACCUGAAGCGCUGCGCCAGCGACUACGUCACCGAGGAGGGCAAGUACGCGAGGUUCGCGGAGAAGUGUCUGUAUAAAACGCAGGGCACCAGGCGACGGCAGUGGCCGCCGAGUCGCGAGGAGAUCAUGUGCACCAUCAAUCGUCGGCCGAUCUACGCGAGAUUCCACUUCAUGGAUGGCCAAUACCACGCCGUCGAGUUUCAUCCGUCCGCGACCGCCAGGGACGUCAUGGAGAUCAUCAAGACCAAGAUAGGACUCGAAGAGACCGCCAUGGGUUAUGCGAUCUACGAGGUGUUAGGACCAACCGAGCGUUCACUGAUCCCGGAGGAGAAGAUAGCCGACGUCAUGUCCAAGUGGGAACGCUUCCGAACGUCGCAGCAGAAUCAGACGCAACGAAAGCACGCUCAUCACUUCUUCCUAUUUAAGAAACAUCUCUUCUUGGACCAAUACAUGAACCUGGACGACCCCGUGGAGAAAGAGCUGCUGUAUCAUCAAGUGCUGCACGACUUGCGAGCCGAUCGGUUCCCCAUCACCGAGAAAGAAGCCAUGAUGCUGACAGCUCUGCAGGCGCAGUUGGAAAUGGGCGACUGCCUCGAGCAGGCCAUAACGGAGCAAGAUUACCGAACCAUAUCGAGCCACUGCCUACCGGCGCGACUGGUGCCGAGCCUGUGCGUGGAGGGUGUGCUCCAGCACCAUCAAUCCCUGCGCGGUAUGACACCGCCUGAAGCGAAGAAGGCCUUCCUGAAUCUGAUUCAGUCGUGGCCGCUGCAUCGCGCGACCAUCUUCGACGUGAUGCAGUCCUUCACCUCGAACUGGCCGCGCGUGCUGUGGCUGGCCGUUGAUCAGCAAGGCCUCCACCUUCUCGAGCACCGCUCCAGAAACGCACUGUGCACCUAUGAAUACAGCAGUAUUCUAAGCUACACCCCCGCCGUUAAUUGCUUGAUGAUCAUCACCGGCACCGACAAGAAGCAGAGCAAGGUCAUCCUCACUACGUCGCAGGCACAUCAGAUAGCGAAUCUGAUUCGCGAGUACAUGGAAGUGCUGCAGUCGCCGCCGGAGAUACCGCGAAGGGACUCGACGAUGGCACAGCAGCUGGCUCAGCAGCACCCGCAACCGCCCGCAACUGUCCUACCGACGUCCGCCGGCGGACGCAAGUCCCGACCAGCUUCGGCGAUGUUGCACAGAGGUGCUCCGGUGAUCCAGUCGCAAGCUAGUUAGAAUGCCAAUUAGGUGACCCGCAUUUCCAGAAACGACGACGACGACGAUUUCCCUUUAACCUGGUACCCUAAGGUUCGAGUUCUCGUCGGGCGCGCACGUUCCAUUGCCAAGUGCCAUAAAUCCCAGAUACGCACAGCGCUACGCAUGCGGUACUGUCUAUUUUAUCAAAAGAGAGAGAGAAAAGAAAUACGCGCGACUAUAUAUAUGAUAUAUAUACAUAUAUAUAUAUACACACAUCUAUUACUGUACACUAACAUUAAUCUUCAAUUACUGAGAACUCCGUCUUAACCCGUGCGACUCAAGUGCUCCCCUCUACAUAUAAUUCUCUUAGCGUUACGUAUUCUGAGAUUCGAGCGCGCGGUAGGUUUCUGAGGUUUCAGUAUCAAGUUGUGGCGAAAAAAAAAA